Molecule: messenger RNA, 2355 nt
Organism: Cyprinus carpio (common carp)
Lineage: Eukaryota; Metazoa; Chordata; Actinopteri; Cypriniformes; Cyprinidae
Product: phospholipid-transporting ATPase VB-like
Exons: 5
Coding region: 300-863 (187 amino acids)
Biological process (GO): phospholipid translocation
Cellular component (GO): plasma membrane
Molecular function (GO): ATPase-coupled intramembrane lipid carrier activity
Source: RefSeq, a predicted model, not a curated record
UCAUCUGUGUUUCGAAACCCCGUGGGAAUUUUUGACCUAGAAAUAAAAUUUGUGUGGGAGAUUUUUUUUUCCUUCUUUCGAAGAGCUGCACAAUGUCUCGCAUCCGACGCAUUGUGUGCAUUUUGACGCGAUCCUCAUCAUCGUGUUGCAUCAGAGAAGGCAUCGUUUAGAUCUAUUUUAAAAUGAAUGAAUAGCUGGUGGGAAAAAGUGAGUAAUUCACCACACCUGAGAGGUGGAAGGACUGAGAGACUAGGGGUUAGAGAGAGAGAGAGAGACUUCACAGCAGUCACAGGAAGCAGAUGUGUUUCGUGGAGAGGAGAUGGAAGGAUGUCCGUGUGGGGGAUUUUGUGAGAGUGCUCUCUAACCAGAUCAUCCCAGCUGACACCCUGCUCCUGCACACAUCCGACUCUAAUGGAGUGUGUCACAUGGAAACAGCCAAUCAGGACGGAGAGACCAGCCUCAAACAGAGGAAGCUGGUGCCAGACUUUUCUGCUGGCCAUGCGAUCUGGUUGGAAACUUUUCCCAGCAUGCCCUCAUACAUCGUCCCUGACAGUAAUGUCAAUUACACUCCUUCAGUCCUCGUGGGAUUUUACAUGUUCUCCACCACGAUCAUCUUACUACAGCUGCUGGUUUGGUGGUCAUCAGUGGAGCAAAUGAAGAGGACGAGGUCAUCAUCUACCAGCAGACAAAGCUUCCUCCCCACCCUCUGGAAGAAUUACAGGACGUCCACACAGGGGACAAAAAUCACGCCAACACUCAAGUCACAGCUGCCAGUCGGCGCAGAUCAAAAGUGGCAGCAAGAGCCCAAAGUGACAUGGCCUUCAGCAGUCCUCUGUUUACCAGGUACACCUUGCAUGUCCUGAGGGGAACGCUGGCACCCUCCCCUCACCUCCGCGUGCAGGGAGCAGAGGAUCAGAGAGUGGCGUGGUCCCAGAGACACGUGUAUGUCUCCGUCUGUCAGAUCCCGGGAAUACACUACAGCUCCUCUUCCUGCCCCAGUGCAUGAAGCACACACACAGCACAGCACACUUCCUCAUGCACCGAGACAAAUAUGCCGCAAAGCUUUAAUUUUUCAACACACACACACAAAAAAAUUGGCAACUGAAACCCAUAUUUAUGUUUUGCACACAUGGGCGCCGGUUUAUGCAGGGAAUAAUCUGAAAGCCGUGCAUUUUAAUUCUGUCUUAAACUGACUUCACGGGUCUCCUGCUGCCUCUUUGGCUGUUAUGAACCCAGGUUUACACAGUCCAUGCUCGAUCAAUACAUGCGUGUAAUUUGAAUGUAAUCUGCUCGGUGGAUGCAGCUGAGCCUUUUCCCUUCUGUGAAACUACUUCCUGUUGUCAUGUGGACCACAUUUGUAUGCACUUGCGCUUUGAGCUGCUCAUGCAAUAAUUGGGGUUUGCAGAUGUUACAUAAUAUCUCGGUUCAUAUAUUCAGAGCUUGUUGUGCAUGCUGACAGAAACACAAGCGCCACAGUGAGAUUAAGGAGGCUGGAUCUUCUUCUAUUUAUUAAUUCCUAUAAAUGCAUUGGCUCAUGACGCUUGUUGAUGUCUGUGCGUGUAACACGCUCAGGCGGAUCACACAGUCCUGCGCCGUUAUUUGAAUAUUUAAUUGCCCUGCUGACGUCUGACUGACGUUCUUCACUCAUGAUGCGGUCAGUGAUGACCUCACGCUCAGACGGAUCAUAGCUAGUUUCAGCGUCCUUCCAGCAUGUGUGCAACACACACCACGGUCGAGGCUCAGUAUGAAAAAGAGUGUCUUGUGUUGAUUCUAUUUGCAGAACCCAAGGCGCUUUUAUGUAACCAUGUCAGGUGGGUUUCUGAUGGGAUGCUUCUGCGAUCUAGUGGUGCUCUGAUGAACUGCAAACACAACCAUCCAUUUAGAGAGAGAGAGAGAGAGAGAAGACACAAGAUGGUUGUUGUAUGAAUGUCAGAGCAACAGAUGCUUUAUUAAACCCACAUGACAGUGUUUUCAGACAGACACUUACUGUAAGACAUCUUUAUGGGCAGAUACUGCAGAUUUGAAAUGAAAUUCAACUGUUGCAUUAAUGCAUUUAAAAAAAGUUUAAUAUAUGCAUUGCAAAUUAGGGAUUAUUGUAUUAUUUAAUAAGUAGAUUUAUAUAUUAAAGUGAUAUAGGCCCCCAAAUAAUAAUGUCACUUCUGAAUCAAAAGCUUAUUUAAAAUACAUAAAAAAAAACUGUAAACGUGUUUGUAAUGACAUGUAUGUAAAUGAAAAUAUUUUUAAGAAAAAAAAAGGCCAAUAAUAGGGCAAAGUAAACCUCUUUUAAAAAGACAAUUGCCAUUAGAUGCAAUAUUUAAAAGCUUGGUUUUCUACGUCUUUUCUGAAACGUGAAAG